Cryptomeria japonica (Japanese cedar) is the source of this 1521-nucleotide messenger RNA. RefSeq lists its product as uncharacterized. NCBI's taxonomy places the organism in Eukaryota, Viridiplantae, Streptophyta, Pinopsida, Cupressales, Cupressaceae. Bases 237 to 1157 code for a protein of 306 amino acids. The record is from RefSeq and is a predicted model, not a curated record. The transcript has 5 exons. Gene Ontology annotation, biological process: base-excision repair. Gene Ontology annotation, molecular function: DNA-3-methyladenine glycosylase activity.
CAUGAUUAGUCAUAUCAAACAAAAGUGUUAAUCAGUGAGCAUAGAUAUAAUGAGUUCGUCCAUUUUGCUAACCGUUUCUAGUCGCUUUUGCUUGUGACGGCAUAAAAGCUGAGCAACACCCAAAUCCAAUACAUAGGAAACAAGAAGCUGAGCAAAGAAAAACUCAAAGCCUUAAGAGGAGGAGAGAAAAGAAAAACUCAGGAACAGAAUUUAUAGAUUUUCCCAAGUAAGAAGCCAUGCUUGCAGUCUACCAGCUUCCCCGACAAACAUCGUUUAUGAGUAAAGGCUAUAAAAAUGAUGGAACUGCCAGUGAAGGAGGUGGUGAGGGUGAAGACCCAGUUGCUAAAAUCGCAGACAAGGCCAAGCCAAGAAGCAGGGGCUCUCAGAGAAUUUCCAAGGAUGUGAAAGCGCCGAGAGAUGGAGAAGGCAUGAAUGGUGUUAGAUCGGGGCAGGUGGAAUUACAUGCCAUGAAACAGAGAUUUAGUAGAUAUGCUCCAAAACAUCACUCUCUUCAGCCCAGCCAAGUCGAAUCUCAAAGGGCUAGAGUUCCUGUGCGUUGUAGAUGGAUCACUUCUCAAUCAAGUGCCGAUUGCAUUGCUUAUCAUGAUGAGGAGUGGGGAGUUCCAGUUCAUGAUGAUAGGGAACUUUUUGAGCUGUUGGUUCUUGUUGGGGCACAGGCAGAUUUCACUUGGCCUACAAAUUUGAGCAAGCGUGAUGUCUUCAGGAUUGCAUAUGCAGACUUUGAUAUAGCCACUGUGGCUUCAUUUAAUGAGGAAAAAAUAAUGGGCCUGGCAUCUAACAGUAAAGUAAUGCAGCAUGAAGGGAAGAUUCGUGGAGUUGUUGCCAAUGCAAAGUGCAUCAUUGAGAUUGCAAAACAGUUUGGCUCAUUUGACAAGUAUGUUUGGCAAUUUGUAAAUUACAAACCACUUGUUAGCAAUUGUCACUCCCCAAGGCAGAUUCCUGUGAAGACACCCAAAUCUGAAUUGAUCAGUAAGGACUUGAUGAAAAGGGGCUUUCGCUUUGUUGGGCCAACCAUAGUGUAUUCCUUCAUGCAGGCUGCUGGAAUGACUAACAACCAUCUUGUAAAUUGUUUCAGACACAGAGAAUGUGCUCAAAUAGCAGAAAAGCACCAUCUACAACAUAAUUCUAAAUCUUAAAUAUGAGCAGACUUGACAAAUGCCAGAACUUAUUGGGUAUAACAAGAGCUAGUUAAUAUCUUGUUUUAGGAAAGAGGAUCCUUCAUUCUGUGCUGCAAGUCUUGGCUUUUGUUUUAGAGAGAAGUCAAUUGAUUUGAUUAAUGUGUUUGAAGAAUAAGGAAUAAACAAGCAUCAUGAUAAAGGGGUACUGAGCAAAGAGAACUACCUGUGAAAUGGUUAUGCAGCUAUCAUGAUAAUGUACUUCACUUUUAACUUAGGACCUUGUCACUAGUUAUCCUUGUUUGGUCCCUUGCUUAAGGGCUCAUAAUGUAUAUGUAAGGUUUUAUUUGGUUCUAUGAAAGGUUUUCUUUGAUAUUAUGUCUAA